Messenger RNA from Salvelinus namaycush (lake trout), 2181 nucleotides. RefSeq lists its product as uncharacterized. The record is from RefSeq and is a predicted model, not a curated record. The transcript is spliced from 2 exons. NCBI's taxonomy places the organism in Eukaryota, Metazoa, Chordata, Actinopteri, Salmoniformes, Salmonidae. The coding region runs from base 63 to 1250 and encodes 395 amino acids.
CCAGCAACUAACAUCGUCACUCUGUUCAUCUGGAGAGAGGAAAGUAGACAGAAAAUCUGAUCAUGAUGGAGCACUUCAAGCCAGCAUUUGACAUUCUGUUCGAACAAAUGAAAAAAUCUGGCAGUUUUUACAUGACCUUCUUUGCUCUUUUUCUUUACCACAUUAUGUUUGAUGACCACUUAAAAUGCUUGUGUAAAGAUGGUGUUAAACCAGACAUUACCGCUGACCAGUGUAUCUACUACAUGGUGUUUCCAGCUGUGAUCUUGAUUUUCUUGACUCUCUGGAUGGAUGUAGAGUUUCAACGAGUCUUGAGAAUGACAUGCAGAUGCAGAUGUGAUUUGUCUGGAAGACUGUUGGGAAUCUUCAUUAAGGCAGUCUCUAAAGGGUUGCUGUGGGUUGUGUGUGUGCUUUUUGAUGGAGACUGGUACGUGUGCUAUCAAAGAGAAAAUCAUCCCUGCAGAUACAACACUGAUAACACAACAUACAAAAAGGACCUAGAAAUGCAAACUAAUUUCAAAAGGUUCUCCAUGGUUUACGGCUCAGGACUGGUUCUGUUUCUACUUGUUGGGAAUUCCAUUCUGACUGCAGUACCUUGGAGGGAUGUCUUUUGUAGAUGCAAGGGUGUCAGAUCUUAUCACAGGGAACUAUUUGAGGAGAUUAUUUGGGAAGAGACAGCAAUUCUUAUUGAAAAAGACUUAAAGAGAACAGCGCAGGAGUUUGUUGUUAUUAAAAGCAGAGAACUACUACGCCUUUCGAAUGCCGCUCAUAGAAACACACAAGGAGGAGACGGAAGCACCACCCAUCCUGAGGUGGAAGAUAGUAGCAGCAGCACCACCCAUCCUGAGGUGGAAGAUAGGAACAGCAGCACCACCCAUCCUGAGGUGGAAGAUAGAGUGAUCACCCUUAAGAACCUUCAUUUUAACAUUAUAUCUGAUCUAGAUAAUGGUAUAAUUAAUCAAAUCAACACUAUGUACCAGAACCCUAACCCUAACCAGAACCCUAACCCUAACCAGAACCCUAACCAGAACCCUAACCCUAACCCUAACCCUAACAUUUUUGCUUAUCUAUGUUCUUGUAUAACAAGUGUCUUCUCAGCAAACAUCGAACAGCCCAGGCAACCAACAAAUGGAACAGAACUCAAUAUCUUUACCCCUAGCAAUGCCCCUAGCAAUGCCCCUAGCAAUGCCCCUAGCAAUGCCCCUAGCAAUGCCCCUAGCAAUGCCCCUAGCAAUGCCCCUAGCAAUGACUAACAAUGACUCUAACAAUGACUCUAACAAUGACUCUAACAAUGACUCUAACAAUGACUCUAACAAUGACAUUUUUGCUAACCUAUGUCCUUGUAUAAAAAGUGUCUAAUCAGCAAACACCGAACAGGGAGAAGAACUCAGAGACAUGCACAGCAGCAACAACGGAAACCAUACAAGAACAACCAAAUUCAAGGAACGAUAACCGAAGAAGUUGCCAGAUGGCACUAACUGAGAAAGACCCUCCAACUGUGGUGUAAUAUUGGUAAAUGGUAUAAUAUAGAUUUUUUGCAUUAAAUGUGUGAAAUGUCACAUAUUUGGUUAUAAUAUGUAAAAUGAUAUAGACAUUAAUACUAUCAUUCACCUUAUGUGAACAGUUUGUGAAAACUAGUUUUCAAGCAACCCUGUGUUUAUAAGGCUUCUUCUGUCUCACAAUAAACAGUGUUUCUGGUUAAGGUGGCAGCAAUAGUUUGGUACAAUACAACUAGUUUGGGUUAAAUGAGGGGGACUGAACAACUGUGGGUGAUAAACCUCAACAACGACCCUGUAUAAGUCUGUAUAAUGUCACAGGGUGGAAAUGUGAGCCGGGUGGCAAACAUGAGCCUGUUAGACCACAGUGAUGGUUGACAGAGCUGUUAUAAGUCAUCUUUAUUUCUAGACUAUAAACAAUGUAACCUUCAUUAAUGAAUGUGUUAAUAUAACCAGUGAAUUAUUGUUUUUGUCCUUGAUGCUACAAUUCAUAUGUUGUUACUGUUGAUUGUGUUCUGUCUUUAUGUCUACCUUUAACAAACAAUUAAGAAUAUAUAAUAUUACUAACAAUCUUUAUCUCCUCCUGUCUUCAAUGUACCAUAGCUGUUCACUUUGCAAUACUAUACAUGUUUAAGCUGUUCAUUUAGAAGAGUCUCUAAAAUAAAAAUAAGUUGUAUUUUUUCCUGUA